Messenger RNA from Monodelphis domestica (gray short-tailed opossum), 2505 nucleotides. RefSeq names its product otopetrin 3 (gene OTOP3). Gene Ontology annotation, biological process: proton transmembrane transport. Gene Ontology annotation, cellular component: membrane. Gene Ontology annotation, molecular function: proton channel activity. The record is from RefSeq and is a predicted model, not a curated record. NCBI's taxonomy places the organism in Eukaryota, Metazoa, Chordata, Mammalia, Didelphimorphia, Didelphidae.
AUGACAGCCCAAGUCUCAGACCCUCAGGGGAUUCCGGAGACUACUGCUAAGGAGGAUGAGAAGGAAUUGGGGGGCCCUGGCCCCAGCAGGAAUAAGUCGUGGCUAGUCCGGCACUUUUCCCUGCUCCUUCGUCGUGAUCGGCAAGCCCAGAAGGCCAGUCAGCUCUUUUCUGGGCUCCUGGCACUCAACGUGGUGUUCCUGGGGGGAGCCUUCAUCUGUAGCAUGAUCUUCAACAACGUGGCCAUCACCCUGGGGGACGUCUGGAUCUUGCUGGCGGUGCUCAAGGUACUCGCCUUCCUCUGGCUCCUCUACCACGUCGCAGUAACCAUCCGCCUGCCACACUCUGUCCAGUACAGAGACCCCCAUGCCGGGCCUGUCUGGGUUCAGGGCUCGCUGGUGUUGUUCGGUAGCUGCACCAUUCUUCUCAACGUCUUCCGAAUCGGCUACGUGGUCAGUCACAUCCACUGCAAGUCUGACGUGGAGCUCGUCUUCCCUGUCAUUGAGAUCCUCUUCAUCAGUCUUCAGACCUAUGUGCUAUGGAGCCACAGUAAGGAUUGUGUCCAGGUCCAGAUGAAUCUCACCAGGUGCGGACUGAUGCUAACUAUGGCUACCAACCUACUCCUCUGGGUCCUGGCUGUCACCAAUGAUUCCAUGCAUCGGGAGAUCGAGGCCGAACUGGAUGCCCUCAUGGAAAAGCUCACAGGCAAUGAGACCAACACUUGUCUUUGCCUCAACACAACUAUAUGUGAGGUCUUUCAGAAGGGAUACUUGAUGCUUUAUCCCUUCAGCACUGAGUACAGCCUCAUCUGCUGUGCCAUUCUCUACGUCAUGUGGAAGAAUGUGGGCCGACAUCUGUCUCCUCACUUACCUGGACCUCACCGGCCCAAAUUCCACCUCCAUGGUGCCAUCUUUGGCCCUUUGUUGGGUUUCCUGGCUCUAGUGGCAGGGGUCUGCAUCUUUGUCCUCUUCCAGAUCCAGGCCAGUGGCCCCUCCAUUGGUCAGCAAUAUUUCACUCUUUACUAUGCUUUUUAUGUGACUGUCCUGCCUGUCAUGACUCUGGCGUGCCUGAUGGGCACCAUCAUGCAUGGACUGGAAGAGCGAGAAAUGGACACAGUCAAGAACCCCACUCGAAGCCUUGAUGUGGUACUUCUGAUGGGUGCUGCCUUGGGCCAGAUCGGUAUCUCCUAUUUUUCCAUUGUGGCCAUUGUGGCCACGGAUCCCCAAAAACAGCUCAACAGCCUUAUCCUGGCCUAUUCAGUCCUCAUCAUCAUUCAGCACAUUGCCCAAAACCUCUUCAUCAUUGAGGGCCUGCACCGACAGCCACUCUGGGAAGGAUCCAUCCAGUCCCACCAUGACAGCCUGGAGAAGGAGGAGUGUCCACCAGGUCUUCGCCGGGGAUCCAUGUUGGAGCUGGGUCAGGGCCUGCGUAGGGCGUCCCUUGCCUAUAUCCACAGUUACAGCCACCUCAACUGGAAGCGGCGGGUUCUGAAGGAAAUUUCCAUCUUCCUUAUCAUCUGCAACAUCACGAUGUGGAUGAUGCCUGCAUUUGGCACACACCCUGAGUUUGAGAAUGGACUGGAGAAAAGCUUCUAUGGCUACAGGACCUGGUUCACUAUUGUCAACUUUGGCCUGCCUCUGGGGGUCUUCUACCGCAUGCACUCUGUUGGGGGACUGGUGGAAGUCUACCUGGGAGCCUGAUUGGAGGGAGCCCGGUCAGCCCUGGCACUGCUCCGGAUUCUUUCCUCCACUUUGAUCCCAAGCCACACCUUUCCAGGGGCUUGCGGAAGACUCCUGCCCCUUGCCUCUGCCCUGUCCCCAGCCAAGAGAUCCCAGCAUCCCUCCAUUUGAGCAGAGGCAGAGAUCAGGGUCGAUCCCUCAACGCUUCCCUCAAAAGCUCUGGGUUGAUGGUUGCAGUGGGAUGCUUUAUUGUCUUCUCCAGAGUCAAAGAGGACCCCAGAUGCCAGCUAGGGUGCCAGGGGGAGGGGCAACCCCGGUUUAUGUUUUGUAUUGAAAUCACUGGAGGUCCCCAAAGGGCAUAGAUGGCAGUCCAGUCCUGGCUGUGCCCAGGGCGAGCCAGUGUGGGGAACCUGAGCCAGGAAUCUGAAUGAGAGGUGGAGGAGAGGGCAGAGUGGGCUGUGACCGCCUCAAGGCCUGUCUGUCCAACCGCUGUCCAGUCAUCUCCCUAAACUAAGUGCCAACAAACCUAUCUACUUCCAGUCACUCCACCCGGUCACCAUUCCCCCUCCCCCUCCAAGCCCUACUCACACACCCUGUCAUCUAACAAGCGCAUUAAUUAGCUGCCAGGCUAUGGUGAACUCCUCUCUCCGGCUGUCAUAAAACCUGUUUGUUUGAUCGAUUAUAUUUUACUUUUAUUGUAUUUGUUCCCAGGAGCAAAACAGUCACUCGCUCAGACUUGGGAAUGGAGGAAGGGCUCCCACUCUCCUUCACUGGGACUAGGCAGCAGGAAGGGGGCACCCAGAGAAUAUUUUUUGCCCUAGUUUUAUC